Rhinichthys klamathensis goyatoka is the source of this 1442-nucleotide messenger RNA. Its product is annotated as nuclear body protein SP140-like protein. The coding region runs from base 49 to 1251 and encodes 400 amino acids. Lineage: Eukaryota; Metazoa; Chordata; Actinopteri; Cypriniformes; Leuciscidae. Gene Ontology annotation, molecular function: DNA-binding transcription factor activity, RNA polymerase II-specific; protein binding; DNA binding. The transcript has 13 exons. Gene Ontology annotation, cellular component: nucleus. The record is from RefSeq and is a predicted model, not a curated record. Gene Ontology annotation, biological process: regulation of transcription by RNA polymerase II.
UGAGAACAGCGUUAGAAAUAAAGGACAUCAAGGGAUAAAAAGAGGAAGAUGGAGAAACAAAACUGUAAGAAGAGACAGCUGAUGGGAUCGUCCUCCCUCUGCACAUCAGAGAAGAAACAAGCCAAGAGACAAAACUGCCCCAAAUCGUCUGCAGAACAAAAUGAAUCUCAACUUCCUGUUACAUGUGGUUAUAAAGAGGGCUUCUUGCAUUUGAAGAAAUAUAAUAACAAACAGGAGUGCAUCUUCAGUGAAGGCCAGUGGUUCAAGCCCACUGAGUUCGAGAGGUUUGGGAUGAUGGACAGGAACAAAAAGUGGAAAAUCAGCAUCCUUAGCAAUGGGAUUCCACUCCAGAAACUCAUAGAGGAUGGUUUUCUUACAUCUAAAAACUUUGUGAAAAGAAAGGUUCAGGACGCACAGAAGAAAAUAAACCCUGUGGGUUUGGAAAAACAGGAAUCAGAUGAGAAGGAAAAUCAAGAUGAUGAUGAUGAUGGUAUUGACAUGAGCGUGUUUGAACGUCCUACCCUACCUGUUACCUGCGGUUCUGGCUCUGGCAUCCUAUACAAAUGUCGCUUUGCCACAGGUCGUUGUGGGAGAUGCAUAAGAACAGAGAACUCCUGGCUGAGCCCAGGGGAUUUCAUCAGAUUGAACAAACCAGAUGGAACAUGGAGGAAAGACAUUGUUACCCAUGGAAUGCCCCUUGGAAAACUUAUAACGAAAAGAGUUUUGGAACCACAUACAGUCGACUGUGAUCAAGAAGACCCACAGAAUGAUGACGUGUGUUUCGUGUGUGACUCUGAGGGAGAUCUGGUUUGUUGUGACGAAUGUCCACGAGCUUUUCAUUCACACUGUCACCUACCAGCUGUAGAUGGAGACUCACCUGGCCAGUGGAGCUGCACAAUUUGUGUGAUAAAGAAUAUGAAGGAUUCCAGUCAAAAGACCCAACAGGAAGUUUUGAGCAGUCCGGUCUCUCAGUACACACAGCACUGCCAGUGUUUGCUGUUACACCUGCUACAUGAGAGCAUGACUGACCCCUGUACUAAUGUUCCAAGAUACAGUGAGAGCAUUUGUGGUCCUAUGAUGCUGGGCAGAGUGAAGUUGAACCUGGAGAAUAAUGAUUAUCAAACAGUGCAAAAGUUUGUCUCUGAUAUCGAAUACGUUUUUCACCAAUGGACUUCCAACAGGGAUAAUGACUUCAGUAGAAUGACCUCUAGGCUAAAGGAACUUUUUGAAACCAUCUUUAGACUCCUAUAACAUCACGCCUUAACAAGAGGUCCUUCGACGUGACAUUUGUGUGAAGGCUAUUGUACAAUUUAGACUUCAUAAAAAUAUUGUGCAGUUGUGAACAAUCAUUAUUAAUUUGUGAAUGUGUUUCUCUCACUUGUGAGCUUAUAUGAUACUAUGUAAGCUUGUUUCAACAAAUAUCUAAUAUAUCUUGAAAUGUA